Frankliniella occidentalis (western flower thrips) is the source of this 1019-nucleotide messenger RNA. RefSeq names its product 52 kDa repressor of the inhibitor of the protein kinase-like. The transcript has 5 exons. The record is from RefSeq and is a predicted model, not a curated record. Bases 125 to 910 code for a protein of 261 amino acids. Lineage: Eukaryota; Metazoa; Arthropoda; Insecta; Thysanoptera; Thripidae. Gene Ontology annotation, molecular function: sequence-specific DNA binding.
ACUCCUGAACUGUGAAUAGUUGAUUCGCAAGUAAUGUGCAGCAGAACCUUCACCGGUUUGUAGACAAUCAGACAAUUCUCUCUUUAUUCCAUUUCCUUGAAUAAACAUUUAGUUUCAAAGUGGAAUGGCAACUAGAUUGAAAACAUGCAGCGCCAAAGAUUGUAACAUUAGCCGGUCGACCAAUCCAAAUGCAUCGUUUUUUAAGUUUCCUCGAGAUAUUGACAGAUGUAAAGAAUGGGUUAAAAACUCUGGCAACGAAAAAUUGCUUUUAGUACCUAGUAAAAGAUUGAACGUAAGAAAAUUUUUGUGUGAACAUCACUUUGAGGAAAGCCAAUUUUUUGACAAGUUCCGACGACGCUUAAAACGGUCUGCCAUUCCUUCAAUUUUCUCGUGUACUCCUCUACCAGAUGAGGCAAUGUCUAAGUUUCCUGUACUAGACGAUUCAGAGCUACAUGGAUCAAAAAUUCUAGAGAAACCAAGUCGCAGGACUCUUAAAUCCUUCACUAACAAGUAUAAUACAUUUUCAUUGCCAUUUUCUAAAGAACCCAAAGAAUCAGUUAGCCUGCUUGAGGAGUUUCCAAAUUGUUUGGUGUCUACACCAGACGAAACAAUAAAUGAGGGCUAUCACACAGAUAAUCUCACAGUUACUGGUACUGAGGUUGAAGUCGGAGAGGAUGAUGACUGUCCUCCAUCUCUCAUUAAGAUUCCGUGUGAACCAUCAAUCAAUGGAAUGAAUUCUGUUGUGCCUGGUACUGGGUCUAUAACUUACAUUGAAGGACCUUGGUCGAAUUCUUUGCAGGAUGGAGACUCUUUGAAAAUUGAAGUUAUUAGUAUCCCCAGUGAUAUCUCCAAAGAUUACCCCAUCAGUGUGAUUUGUACCUCACCCGAAAAUUCGACUUCCUUCCCCUAACAAUAAUUGAAAUGGCAAAAUAUUGAUUUUCAAUUCUUGAUGAAGAUUAGACCACUGUUGUGUAAAGAGCUUUUUAGCUAGAGUCAACUUUUGAAAGUCAAUAAUUUGC